Messenger RNA from Dermochelys coriacea (leatherback sea turtle), 7484 nucleotides. Its product is annotated as myogenesis-regulating glycosidase-like. NCBI's taxonomy places the organism in Eukaryota, Metazoa, Chordata, Testudines, Dermochelyidae. Gene Ontology annotation, biological process: carbohydrate metabolic process; skeletal muscle fiber development. The record is from RefSeq and is a predicted model, not a curated record. The transcript has 2 exons. The coding region runs from base 403 to 2439 and encodes 678 amino acids. Gene Ontology annotation, molecular function: hydrolase activity, hydrolyzing O-glycosyl compounds.
AGCGCCCCCGAGACGCACCGUCCUCCCCGGCUCCCCCCGCCCGGCCCCUCCAAUCCGGGCCUGCAAACUACAUCUCCCAGCAUCCCGCUGGCCCCACAGUGCCCCCCCACACACACACCUGAAGAGCCAAUGAGGAACCAAGCAGCGCAGCCCCAAAUACCAGGCGGCGCUUCCCGCCCCAGUCACACCGGGGCGCGUUGGGGACGGUGCCGAGCCAAGACACUACUGUUCAGGGAUUGAAGGGAUCUGGAGAAGAAAUCAUAGCUGCAUACACCACUGUUCCUUUCCUUUUUUUGAGAGCCAGACAAGAACUCUACCAAAAGAAACUAAGCGUUUUCGGCUUUGUUAAAAUCAGCCGUCUUGUUGUUGUUUAGGAGCAAGCACUUGAGAAAGAAUAGCAUCAUGUACACAUUCCUCCCGGAAAACUUCAACCCGGUGAAGCAGAAGCCAUCCAAGGAGCUGAAGCCAAUGAUUGGUGCAGUAGUCGUCGGGCUCAUCUUGUUAAUUGCGGCGGUGGUGGCUUGGUGCUACUACAUGGCAUCUCUCAGGAAGGCGGAGCGGCUAAAGACGGAAUUGAUGGACCUGAGGAAGGAUGGGUUCAUCAUCAAAAACCACAAUGGGGAGGUGGUCUUCAGACUGGCCUUCCAGUCGGGCACCCUCGACCUGGAGUCUUGCUCGAAAGAAAGGGAGAUUUUAAGCUGCACCAGAUCAGACAGAGGGAAGCUGAAUUUCUUCAUUCAGACAGUCAAGCCCAAGGACACGGUUAUGUGCUACCGCGUUCGCUGGGAGGAGUUUGUGGUAGACGCGGUGGUCGAGCACACCAUGUUUUGGGAGGACGCUCAUUGGUAUGGGGGCUGUGAAAUGAGCGUCCAGCACUGGCCAAUCAGACUGCCAGGGUACCAGGAGCCCAUGCCCUUUGUGACGAGCGAUGUGUAUUCCUUUAGGGGCAGCUUUGGAGGCAUCUUGGAAAGGUACUGGCUGUCCUCGAAAGCGGCAGCUAUAAAGAUCAACGACUCAGUGCCCUUCCACCUGGGGUUUAAUGCCAGUGAACGGUCGCUCUUCUUUCAGGCCAGGUAUAAGGAUUCUCCCUACAAACCUCCACUUGGGCAGCAGCCUUUCCCGGAGCUAAGCUACCGUGUCUGCGUCGGCUCGGAUGUGACCUCCAUUCACAAAUACAUGGUGCGCAGGUACUUUAACAAGCCUUCUAAGAUCCCAUCAGAAAACGCCUUCCGGUACCCCAUCUGGUCUACAUGGGCUCUGUACAAAAAUCAUAUUGACCAGGAUAAGCUGUUGCGUUUUGCAGAAAAGAUUAAAAAGUACCGGUUUAAUUGCAGCCAUAUUGAAAUUGACGACAUCUACACGCAGACUUAUGGCGACUUCGACUUUGAUCCGGUAAAGUUCCCUAAUGUGACAGAAAUGUUCAAAACACUGAAAGAAGAAGGAUUUAAAAUUACCCUGUGGACGCAUCCCUUUAUAAACUACAAUUCCUCCAAUUUUGGAGUGGGGAUAGAGCGGCAGCUCUUUAUCAAGGAGCCGACAGGGAAACUCCCUGCGAUGGUGAAGUGGUGGAACGGCAUUGGGGCCAUAUUGGAUUUUACCAAUCCCACAGCCAGGGAGUGGUUUCAGAGCCACCUGAAACAACUGCGGUCAAAGUACGGCAUAGCAUCCUUUAAAUUUGACGCUGGUGAGGUAAGCUACCUUCCAAAGCAGUUCAGCACCUUCAGGCCCUUGUCGGAUCCCAGCAUCUGGUCCAGACGGUACACGGAAAUGGCCAUUCCGUUCUACGAGCUCGCCGAAGUCAGGGUCGGCUACCAGUCCCAAAACAUCUCGUGCUUCUUCCGCAUCAUUGACCGCGACUCGGUUUGGGGAUAUGAGCUUGGCCUCAAGUCCUUGAUCCCUACCGUGCUCACCAUUAGCAUGCUGGGGUACCCUUUUGUUUCAGCUGACAUGAUUGGUGGGAAUUUUUUCCCCAACAAGACAGAAGGUGCUGUUGAAAUCCCAGACCAGGAACUGUACAUCCGCUGGCUAGAGCUGUCGGCCUUCAUGCCCUCCAUGCAGUUCUCCAUACCCCCCUGGCUCUAUGACAAGGCAGUGAUUGAGAUUGCACAGAAGUUCACAGAGCUGCAUGAGUCCCUGGUUGCCCCUCUCCUGUUGGAGCUGGCUGGGGAGGUCACCGACACGGGAGACCCCAUCAUACGGCCCAUCUGGUGGAUUUCUCCCAGUGAUGAAUUCGCUCACAAGAUCGACUCCCAGUUCCUCAUUGGGGACACCCUCAUGGUGGCCCCUGUCUUGGAGCUGGGCAAGCAAGAGCGAGAUGUGUACCUCCCGGCCGGCAAAUGGCGCAGUUACAAAGGGGAGCUGUUUGAGAAGACCCCAGUCCUGUUAACAGACUAUCCCGUUGACUUGGACGAAGUUGCUUAUUUCCUCUGGGUAUCUUAACAGACUCCUCCAUCCACUCUAAUCUUUGUGGUAACCAUGCCUUACUUUAGGAUCUUAAAACAAAUAAUUCUAAAUGCACAGUGUGUUUCUUUGGGGAGGGGUGCUGUAGGGGAAUGGGAAAUUAAUAGGAUUUGGUUUGUUUUUUAAAUAUCCUCUAUUUUGUCAAUGAGAGACACUCCAGUUUGGGCUGUGGUGUAUAUAUAUAAAUGCAAAAGGAAUAAUAGCAUCACAAGAUGCAUGCAGGAAGCCUUUUCAAAUCUCUGAGUUCAAGACGUAAACGCACCCCUGGGUUUUUAGCUGUGCGGCAUGUAUUUGGUUUUUUUUAUUAUUAUUAUUUUAUUUCUCCUUUAGAAACAUGGCCCCUGGGGGGCCUACAAUGUUUGCCAUAGGCCCCCCUCUUCUAGGUGCAGCCUAUGAAUCCAAAUCGCAUAGUGCAAUGCUCCAUCUUGAUCUCAAUGAAAGGCUGCGUGCUUCAACAGGAAGCAGUGCAUGCUGGGGCCCGUAGUUCCUGGGCCACGCCUCUCCCCAACGCAAGUGCAGCUGCAAUCGGCUCAGUUUUAAUGCGAAUGAAAUGCAGUCUUGGAGUUGUUGCAAGUUGCCAAGAUGGCCUGCAACUGAACAAAGGGAGGACAGCUCUGACCCCAGGGGUGAAAGCAAUGUUGAAAGGGAACAGGGAAUGAUCCGAACAUGGGAAGCAGUGGGUUACUACAGCACAACUAGCCUUACAUUUUAUAAUGUGGCAAAUAUUAUUUAAAAAUGACUUUUUUAAGAGGAUAAAUCUAACUAUAUAUUUUAUUCCUUAGUCCAGCAUUGGUCUGGACUCAAAUGCCCAACCCUCCUACUCUCUCGAGUACCCGGCGGGCCAGGCUACUCGAUUUACCUGCAAGUAUUUUAACUGUAUGUUACUUAACCGGGCAGGUUGCAUUAUUGCAUCCUAGCCCGUUGCUAAUAUCUACUGGAAGGAUCUCCUCCUAGAGCACCGACUCUGCUGUUAACACCAUUCCCCGUAGAGCAACAACAUUCACACUGUGUAUUUUCUUUCAAGGGAGUAAAAUGGAUUUCUUUGUUACACACCUAUCCUGCCAAUACUUCUCUUUCCCCUUUUAAAGAUGUGCUUGCAGCUUGGUUAUUUGUCAGAGGAAUGGUCAGAAGCAAAAUAACUUCUCGAAAGGUGCAUAUGACACUCCCCUGAGACUGCAGGUGCCUGCCCGCUGCACACAAAUGGAUCCGCCACUUUUGCUGCCGACCUACGUAUCCAUAUGAAAAGCAAUGACGUUUGCACUGAACAGAGCUGUGCUGAUCAGGCUUCUCCAUUGUUUCCAAGGAAAGCUUGUGGUAUUCCUAGUCCGAUUAAGCUCAUAUUGCAUGGACUGUCUCUUCUAACGGUCUCCAUUUUGUCUAAAGUUUCUUGGGUCAGUUUUUCUGUUUGUUGCUAUUUUUAAAAAGCCCAACGCUCACUGGCUCCCAUGUAGGCACCUAAAUGAAGUGGCUCAGUGGAAGCCAUUGAGUGCUGAGCACUUUGGAAAACUUGGCCCCAUGUCAUGUACUGUCACUCUAGAAGCAGGAAAUCUGAAGUUUUGGUCCGAAGAUAAAAUGCAAUUCUAACUGACCUGUGAGGGAGUGUUACCCUUUGUCCUCUGUACCUGAGCCACAGAGGAUGUGAGUAUACCACUGCCCCUCCUACGAAUCCUAGCUCUGUAUCUCAAGCUGUAGAGACUUGUGGUGUUAGCUCUGGAAGUCCCCAGUUCAGUGCCUGGGGUUGCCUGAGAUAGCAGCUACUGUUGUCCUAGGGGCUUGAUCUUGCACCAUUGAAGUCAAUGAGAGUUAUGGCUCUUGAGUUCAUCCUUAGCAGGAUUUGGCCCUGAGACUGCAAGGCAAGGUUAGAGCUGAGUUGCUGCUGGUGAAUUCUAGCAGCCACCCUGUCCUAGUCUCCUAUCAAGGAAGAUGCAGGUGCAAGCGAAUGCUGUGUGCUCUGUCUCUAAUUCAAGUGGUUUAAGCUUAAAUGUGCAAUGUAGGUGCUCGGCCUGAGCUCAUCCCAAAGGCUACAUUAGCAACUUGCUCUUGCAAAGUUUGGAUGCCCCAAGUUAGACCCACUCCUUGAUGGUGCGACUUGAAACUGAUUUAAGCAGUGAAGAUAUGUCAAGGCUAUGUCUUGGAGGACUCCUAACUGUGCCUCAUUUUCAACUCUUGUGGGGGUUUUUCCUUUGAUUAGACAUAUGCAUAGUUAUGGGGAAGGAUUCUUGGGAGGGCAGCUUUGCUGCAGCAUCUGGAUAAUAUCAGAGAUCCUGAGUACAGGGCAUAAGGUCUCUGUGUACAAAUUGACCAGAGCAGUCUUGCACCGUUAAUCCCUUGGCAUCUCCUGCUAGCAUGGGGUUUGGCUAUAUUGACUGGUGAAAUGACCCAACCCUCCCUUUAUCCGAGAGGACUGACAGACAUGACAGUGUCCCUACAAAACAGCUGUCUCUAGUGCAGAAAAGCUGGGGUAUGGGUGGGGGAGGGAACCCUAAAGAGGGAGAACAUGCCUGGCUGUGCUUUCAGUGUGAGCCUGAAGACUUGAGCUGCACAAAUCCCUGUUCCAGAGAUUCCAGCUGGCUGGGGAACUCUUCAGUGAAAAGUUUUCAUGGGUGGUGGCAGGAAACCUUUGAACCUCUCCAUAAGAUUAUUGCACUUUUCGUUUCCUGCCACCAUUGAAGCAACGGGGCUGCAGAAAUGAGACAGAACGUAGAACCAUGGCCUCUGUGUCACCAGAUACCUCAAUUAACCACUGGCUGCUCCUAAAGGUAGAACACCCAGAAAUAACUAGCAGCUGGAAUUCCAGGGUACUUUUAUAACUUCCUCUUUGUUGUGUAGAGGUUGACUAGGGAGUGAGAAUGUGAGCAAUAGUAUGUGAAGUCUGUUUAAUGGAGCUGGAUCCUAGUGGUUGUGCAAAAAUGGUAUUAGAUGCUUAAUUGGGCCACAAGUUGUGAAGGCCACAAAGGAACUCAGCCAGAAAACUCAUCACAGCUUAGAUACAUCCAAGUUCCCUAAAGACACAUCCUCCCCUUCAAACAAAAGAAUUUUAUUUUUGAAAGUUGAACUAUUUAAUUGAACUGAUUAGGAAGAAAUGUUAGUAACACGAGAGCAUCCUUAUUUCUCCACCAAAUGCCACAGCGGCUGGGAGACCAAGUGAAAUAGCUGCCAGGAAGCUACAGAAGAAAUGGUUGAACAUGUUUUGCAGGCAGCUGGACAGCAGCACAAAUACAUCCCCAGGAUCAGUGGCAACCUCCGUCCUGUGCAAAACUGGCGUUCAGAGGAGCUUCAGCAUUGCUAUGUAGAAUUCGUUUCGCAGCCAGCCUUCUCCUACCUCCCGAAAACAAAAUGGGAAGUGGCUCAGCUCCUUAAUGAUACCGAGCAACCUGAUGGGGGGGCCAAAAAGGUGUCUGUCUUUUAGUUCCACUUCCCUGCUCUGAACUAGGAGGGACUGGGAAUGGAUUGAUUUGGAUCCUUUCCAAAUGCAAGGGUUCCACACUAGAAUGUCCCCUGGCUUGAAUUCUACUUACUGUACCACUAAAAGGGAUGAAGUGAAAUAGAUUGUUUUAGGCUUGUAAGGAGUGUAACUGCACAAAACCCAGGGUCAAGGAAAUACCUGUUGAGAUGGAGUUGGGUGGACUGGUUCAGAUUUGCCACCAAAAUAUCUGUCUAGCCCUACCUCUGGGAAUGGCUGAGCUGCAGUUGGGCCUGAUGCAGGGGUGGCUCAGAUUAUGUUUGUAUUAUUAUUUUAUUUUAAUCCUGCACUACUGUAUUCGUUUUGCACAAUGCUAUAAAUCUGCAUAUGCCUUUGCAAGUCAGAUUCUAAUGUUCGUUUUAACCAGUUUUCUAACUCUCUUAAUUACUGAAGAAACAACGCAACUCUCCUGUUAACUGAAAUAGCUUUGGGAGGAUAAAGGGAAUUUUUAACCACCUAGGUCUGUCUGCAACAACUUCGUGGGAACAAUUGCAUCAGCAGUGAUGAAUGUAGGUUGUAGGUUACUUUCACACCUGACGUUCUGUAAAAUUAAAUUUGAGUCACAAGGCCUUUUUAAUUGCUCUUUUUAAAAUGUAAAAGCCUCAGAGAAUCAGGCUUGUUUUCCUUCCCACCCUACCCUACACCCCCAUCUAAUUUCUCAGGGGUCAGGGCUUGAUGUAUAAAUGGUCCGUCGUAAAAUAUAGAUCUGUUUGGUUUGUUGGAGGGUUUUUUCCCUUUGUGAGCUCUGCAGACAAGGAAAGAUGUAUGUUUAGGACUGGCCUAUAGAAGAUCCUUCUCCCACAGGAAAGGGGAAGUUCCCUGUGCCAUUUUCUUUUGGAAGAUCAACAGAGCGAAGGGAAAGAAGAGAGGCAGUUUUGCUCCCAAUUCCAUUGUGUGACUAGGGAAUAGCCCAGCUGAUGCUGGAGUUAUUCAACACUGGUGAAAGUGAGAACAGAAUGUAGCCCAGAGAAUGCACCAUGUCCAGGAUUUAGCAAGGUAUCAAAGCAUGCACUUGUCUUUAAUGGGACUAUUUAUUGGCUUAAAGCUAGGCCCAGGCUGAAGUACCUUGCUCAGUUGAGGACCAUAUUUUUGGUAAAAAAAGAAAGGAUAUUUCUCUGAUUCACAAUAACAGUCCAGAAAAUCACUUGGGGCCCUAACCACUUGCUUAUUUACAGCACAAGGUGCAUUUUCUAUUUUAACAUGACAGGUUUCACUUACAGCUGAGUGCUGGGAAAAAAACAUGGCAUACAUUUGGUGCAAAACAACACAAUUCACUUAUGCCACUAGUCCAGCCCCAGUACAUGUUUCUGCUGCAACGCUGGCUGUCAAAUUUCAAAACUGAUAUCUACAUGAAGAGCUGAUGAUGAUUAAACUUUAAUUUAAGAACCUGUGCAGAGCUCCUUUGCUGCAAAUAGUGUUUCUCUCCUGACUUCUCUUACUUUUUUUUCUGUAUGUAUGAAAAUUCUGUAUGUAUGAAACUUGGCCCUUCCUUUUUCACAUGAUCACUGAUGUAUCAUAUUUCAAACUAUUCAUUUUGAAUAAAAGAUACUUUCAACCCCUU